CAAGUGGUGUGAACUGGGUGCGCCACUUGGUUGUUGCGCACUGGGCAGCCUGCAGGUACCUUUCUAUUGGCAUUGGCAUGGGUGUGUGCCUGCACUGUUGAUCGGCAGUGCUCACCAUUGUUGGCAUUGGCAUGAUGCCGUUGGCAUUGGUGGUGGGCGGAUUGGCGGCGGGCCCUCUCUGCCCCUGACGGUUCAGACGGGUUCCAUGCACUCUCUUCGUCAGCUGAAUCUGCUGGCUGAUAUCCAAUCGCUGCAAUUGACAUUAGCUAGCGCCGCUUCCUUGGCAUUGCAAAGUCAGGGCGUCAGGGCGUCAGAGAAAAUGGAUUCAAAGGAGAGCGAGCGGAAACUUGCCAGCCAUCCUUCAGGUAUUGACGACAUUGAUCCAUGGGUCGCAUGGGCCUACAAACCCCACACAAUCACAGCGCUCUUCGCCGGAGUGUUUGCACUGGUGUAUGCAAGCGGAACACUGAAUACGGCUGAGCAAAACUUGGAUCCUGUCUCCAACGUAAAGAGGGGCAUAUGUGGCAUGGUUGCUGUCUACCUUGGCUACUCACUACUGCGCGCUCCAGACACGCUGCUGAUCCGCCCUCACCCUGCUCUCUGGCGCCUCGUCCAUGGAGCGGCAAUUGUCUACCUGGUUGUGCUUACAUUCACGCUGUUUCAGACCGCCGAGGAUGCCCGACAAUUCCUCAAGUACUUGUAUCCGGAGCUUGGCGUCGAUCUGCAUGAAAGAGCAUAUGGAGCAGAUUGCCGAAUCUAUACACCUGAGCAUGCCAACAAAUUCAAGAACGUGUAUGAUACCUUGUUCGACGAGUUUGUGAUUGCCCAUGUUCUCGGUUGGUACUGCAAGGCUAUCACCCUUCGCAGCAUGGGCCUCAUCUGGACGUUGUCCAUUGGAUUCGAGCUCAUGGAGGUGACAUUCAACCACAUGUUGCCCAACUUCAACGAGUGCUGGUGGGAUGCGCUCAUUCUGGACAUCCUGGUCUGCAAUUGGCUCGGCAUUUGGGCGGGGAUGAAGACUGUCAAAUAUUUCGAGGGCAAGACGUACACGUGGGUGGGCAUCAGCAAGCAGCCGACACUGACGGGCAAGGUCAAGCGCUCCCUCAGCCAGUUCACCCCUGCAUCCUGGGACAAAGACACCAUUGACCCCCUCUCGGGCCCCAAGCAAUUCGUGCUGUCGACGCUUCUCGUCCUUGUCUUCUUAACGGUGGAGGUGAACGCCUUCUUCCUCAAGUACGAGCUCUGGGUCCCGCCCCGCAACCCCCUCAACACGUACCGCCUGCUGCUCUGGUGGCUGAUUGCCAACCCAGCCGUGCGCGAGUUCAACGUGUUCGUGCAAGCAAGGGGGGAUGUGAGCAAGGUCGGUCCUUUCUGCUGGCUGGCCCUCGCCAAUGUCCUCCUGGAGACCCUCAUCUGCUUCAAGUUUGGCCAAGGCAUGUUCCACAAACCGAUGCCCUUCUACAUAAAGGCAGGCUGGAGCACCGCGGCCGUGGUCUAUGUGAUCUUUGUGUCGUCUUGGGCGUGGCGAGACUACGGUCGGUACAAAGAGUCGUCUAAGGAGCGCAAAGAGCAAUGAUAUGCAUAGCUUACAGAUCAUCAUUUCACGAGCUAGCAAGGAACGCAUCACCCCGUCUUGCCUCUUGUAGAAUUGCUAGAAUAAGCUAAAGCUGAUGGCUGGCGUUUUUGUCCGUGAUAUGUAUGUUAAUUGAAUUGAUUGAGCACGCACUUACAAGCUAUGGACGGUCCCGCAACUUUCUACCUUUGUUGUCUUGGAGGUAAAAGAAAAAGUUGAGCUGCAACAACCUGAUGAUUUGUGGAGAGGUUUUCGAUCCUUUGAAAAGCUCCUCACAAGCCAGGCUUUGUGGAUCCUCUACGUGCCAGCCAGGCCCAAACAGUGAUCAAGAACGGCACCUGACAACUGGGCCACCGAGUAUGAUGAGCCAACUCAUAUGUCCGGCCGCGGCCUGCCAACCGAU
Klebsormidium nitens is the source of this 1976-nucleotide messenger RNA. Lineage: Eukaryota; Viridiplantae; Streptophyta; Klebsormidiophyceae; Klebsormidiales; Klebsormidiaceae. The record is from the annotation of a GenBank genome assembly.